UACUACCAUCCUUGUGCUGCAUUCAUACACACUCACAGCCAAAAGUUUAGAGGCCGGGCUAGCAGCACUGGGAUUCCAAUGGACUGAAAAUGACGGGUCUGCAGAAAUUUGCUUGAGAAAAAAAGAGGCAUAUCAACACAAUCGAGGACGCGAAGCAACGUGCCUUAAAUGGAUUAUUAUUGCGCGUAGUACGGCGACACGGAAUCGCGCGUGAUCCUGAUAAUACGCGUAGACAAGUUGCGGACUCACUAGGAAAGACGACUCUGAUCAAGAGUAGUAGAGGUAGACUGAGAUUUGGGGACACAGUCGACUUGCUGUUGUCUGUUUUCACGACCGUUCUGGUGACUGAAAAAACACGAGCACACGGGAACUUUAGAGGGAUGUGAACUAUGGAAGGGGUUCGCGUAGAGCCGUCAUUUAUUUGGAGCAGAAGGAAAAUAUUUUCCGAAAAUCAACACAGAUAAUCAGGAGGGUAUGAGGGUCUUUUCCUUGGAUCUUGCCACGGUUUUUCUUGAUUUUUGUUAAGUUUUGGCACGUUUUGGAAUGUUUGCGAGCUGCGUCCCUCCGCUUUUAGUUCGGCUGUUUACUACACUGUGCGCACUUGUGUUGUUGAUCACGUUGGGACUGGGUUCUGAGCUGCGGGUUCGAGUCCGCCUCGCAGACGGGCUGAUCACAGAGGAGAUCCUCGAAGCGGACAGCGAAAGGGACGCGAUAUCGCUGGAGUUCAAACAGGGAGACGGCGCCCUCAUUACGUUCGUCGCUGACUUCAAACAGAAUGUGAAGAUAUUCCGUGCACUGAUCCUGGGGGAGCUGGAGAGAGGACAGAACCAGUACCAGGCUCUGUGCUUCCUCUCCCGGCUCAACCACAAUGAGAUCAUCCCCAGCGAGUCCAUGGCCCGACUCAGACAGAAAAACCCCCUGGCCAUCCGAUUGGCGGAGGAGCGGCGAGGCCUUGAGCAGCUGACCAUGAGCACAGCAGUGAACCUGAGCCGAGCGGGGCAGCUCAGCUCCCACGUCUACAACGUGUGCAGCGAAGCCCGGGAGGCCAUCUACACCAGCCAGGAGGAUGCCAAACACUGGCUUGACAAAGGAGCAGAGGGCUCUGUGUUUGAGAUCCUUCCCCAGACGGCGGACGUGCCCGGCCUGCAGCCCUGUCGCGUCACCACGGACCUGUGGCAGCCAUGCCUGUGUGUCUACAGCCUGCGUCUGGAGUGGUACCCCUGCCUGCUCAAGUUCUGCCGCAGCCGGGACACCACGGGCAAGGGCGCCCCCUACAGGUGUGGCAUAAAGAGCUGCAGCAAGGGCUACCAGUUCACAUACUAUGUGCCCCAGAAACAGCUGUGUCUAUGGGACGAGGAGACCUAGAGAAGAGGGCCAAGCAAGCUUCCCGACGUCGAAGGGCCAUCUGAGCUCUGGGGGUUGGAGUUUUUUUUGGAUUGCGGGCGUUGAUGACCACAGAGAGGGGGGGAGGAGAGGAUCCAGAUGCCGAGGCUCAAAUUAAAACAAUCCUAUUCAUUAUGCAAACAGAACUUCAUUUUGGAAACAGAGCUACGGGCGGUACUUUAAAAGCCUCAAGGAAUGACUUUCCUGAUCGGACUGUUUGUAUGGAAUUUGCCAAAAAACUCUGAUCACUGUGGGUUGGAAUGAACCAACAAACUGGAGAAAAAGAAGAAACAUUUGCGCAUAUCGUGGAGGGGUUACCACGCCGUACAGACGGGUCGAUGCACAACUGGGCUGAACAGUGUCGUUUCUGAUGUGUCCAUUUGGUUUCAAAGAAGUUCUUGCAGAGGAAGAUAAAACGGUGGAUUAGCCCAUCUGUGUAAAUUUCACCCAAUCUAACCAUGUCAGGAGUAACACAAGUUUAGAGCAGCUGGUGUGCUGUUCGUAACAUAGCUAACAUAGGCUGAUGCUGGCUUUAUUUAUUUAGGUUGCAAAGUGAAAUUAUGGAGAACUAUUUUUGUACCCUUGUGGAAAGCAACCUCAAGAGAUUCUUAUGUUUUUUUGCAUCACACAAGUUCUAAUUUCAUGUACUUAAAGUGUGCUUUGCCAUCUUAGGCUGGAUUUAUUUAGGUAGCAAAACGUCUGUUGCCGCAGACAGGACAUUGAGUCUUAUUUCGAAAAUUCUUCACUGGGUUGCUUACCAAACGUCUGUCAAGGCGAUCAAGAAUAAUGGCCCUGAUUCCUGAUAGUCAUAUUUUUAUUAUUACAAGUUUCAAGUAAACCAAAGUCAGCCCUCGUUCAAUAAAUUAUGGAAAGCGGGAUGCCACUUUAAAUUCUCUCCAAUGGUCUACAGCAGUUGUGUUAAUGCCUAUACCAAACGCUGUGCACACGGUAUUUAUGAGACUAUACUGCCAUCAUCUGGUUGUAGGUGACUAUUUCUUACAUCAUCAUCAUCAUCCGUUGACGUUUACCGUCGUCGUCUCAUUCACAUGUUUUAGUAAGGAUGCAUUUCAAACCAAUAUUGUUACUGUGUAAUUAAACAAGCACUUCUCUCCAACUAGGGGGACCAAAAUCGAAAUCAAUCGUGUCUGCAGUACAAUGGUUUACGUGAUGAUUUCUUGUUUUAUUUUUUCAUAUUUCCCAAUCAUCGUUUCACAUGUCCCUUCAGUAUCAUUGUUUCUGUGUAAUGGUGUUUUCCUUCCUAACUGAGAACCAAAUGUUUGAUUUCAAUGUGUUGCCGAUUAAGUGCCUUAACAUUUCCACUGAUGUGUUUUUUAUGUAAUUUUAGAAUAAAUGGUUAAACAUAUUUUUCUAUUUUUCCUCUAAUGGGGAAAACACAUCGAUGACCCUGUGUUAUUCCAGACAUGUUUUACAGGAAUUGUUGAAAUAAAGUAUUUUAUUCAAUG
Messenger RNA from Gadus morhua (Atlantic cod), 2846 nucleotides. RefSeq names its product OAF homolog a (Drosophila) (gene oafa). Lineage: Eukaryota; Metazoa; Chordata; Actinopteri; Gadiformes; Gadidae. The transcript has 4 exons. The record is from RefSeq and is a predicted model, not a curated record. The coding region runs from base 544 to 1365 and encodes 273 amino acids.